Molecule: messenger RNA, 1901 nt
Organism: Juglans microcarpa x Juglans regia
Lineage: Eukaryota; Viridiplantae; Streptophyta; Magnoliopsida; Fagales; Juglandaceae
Product: probable protein S-acyltransferase 1
Exons: 5
Coding region: 455-1639 (394 amino acids)
Biological process (GO): peptidyl-L-cysteine S-palmitoylation; protein targeting to membrane
Cellular component (GO): endoplasmic reticulum; Golgi apparatus
Molecular function (GO): protein-cysteine S-palmitoyltransferase activity
Source: RefSeq, a predicted model, not a curated record
ACCUCAUAAUAAAUAUUUGCCGAAUGCUCGAAUCGGAUCCUUGGGUUUAAAUCAAAAGCGAUGGAUCACAAAGAAGUAAACAAACGACAAUGUUUGGAUCGCAGACUUCUUCUCUUUACAUUGUCGUGAGUUCUUUUCCUAAAUGGUUUUGGUUGCGACAAACCCGGUCGACUACGAAUAUUGUUACGGGACUAUCUCGAAGCCAGUUUGUUUCUGAAACAGAGGGGGAGAUACAAAGAAGAGAGAGAGAGAGAGAGGGUGGCUGCUUUUCUGAAUCUACGGCAGAGGGAGAGAGAGACAGACACAGAGACGAUCUAUCUGCGAUCACGUUUCUUUCGCUUAUUACGUAUUACCCCCCAACUGGUUGAAUGAAAAGGGUAUCUGAAUUCAAUGUGGGUGUUUGCGAAUAAAGAAGAUUGCUUUGUUGCAGAUCAGAAAGAUCAUAGAGACAAAUAUGAGUUGGAACAAAAACCAGAGCUGGGGUACGUCUCCCUCCAUGCCUAUGGCCAUGCCCUCUCCCUCUCCCAAACCCAAUACCAGGAGGCUCUACCAAGUUUGGAAGGGUAACAAUAAAUUUUUGUGUGGCGGGAGAAUAAUCUUUGGUCAAGACGCAGGAUCACUAUUUUUAACUACAUUUCUAAUUGGAGUCCCUGCAAUCACAUUCUGCAUAAGAAUGAUUUUAACGAUCAAAGAAGAGGAUCGUCGUUUUAGCUAUCCUGUACUGAUUUUUGGAUUGGUUCUGACUCUUUUGGAUUUUACGUUUCUGUUCUUGACAUCAGGGAGAGAUCCAGGAAUUAUUCCAAGGAACUUACACCCACUUGAAUCAGAUGAAGCAUUUGACACUCCAACAGUAUCUAUGGAGUGGCUGAAUAGCAAAGCCGGCAAAUUGAAAUUACCUCGAAUGAAGGAUGUAAUGGUGAAUGGUCACACAGUAAAAGUGAAGUACUGCAACACUUGCUUGCUUUACCGCCCACCACGCGCUUCUCAUUGCUCUCUGUGCAACAAUUGUGUGCAGAAAUUUGAUCACCACUGCCCUUGGGUGGGUCAGUGUAUUGGAUUGCGUAACUAUCCAUUCUUCAUCAUGUUUAUACUGUCGUCAACCCUCUUGUGUAUGUACGUGUUUACGUUUUCUUGGAUGAAUGUUCUGCGGAGAAAAGGCAAUUUGUGGAGCGCCAUGUCACGUGAUAUACUUUCAGUUAUUCUCAUAGUAUAUUGCUUCGUAGUUUUCUGGUUUGUUGGUGGACUUACCUUCUUCCAUUUUUAUCUCAUCUGCACCAACCAGACAACUUAUGAGAAUUUUCGGUACCGCUAUGAUAAGAACGAAAACCCUUUCACCAUGGGUGUAAUACAGAACUUAAAAGAGGUCUUCUUUUCUAAGAUCCCACCUUCAAUGAUCAAUUUUCGAGCUUGGGUGUCUGAAGAUGAUGAUGUAGCGAUGGGAUCUUUUAGUUUGGAGCUAAUUAAUGGUGGUCGAGCCUUCGACGAUAGAUCAUCAAAAGAGAAAUUUGAUAUCCAAGCUGGAAACAAGUUUGAAAAUGUUGGAAGUUUGAGGGUUGUAGAUAUUUUACAGAAUUUGGAUUACAGUGGUAUUGAUGAUAAUUUGAAGCAAAAGAUGGAAGAUGGAGAUCAUACUGCUUGAUCAUGAUUUGAUCCAUUUUUCCAUAGCUACUGACUCAGUAUAUAGUCAGGAACAAAGAUAUUCACAAUGAACCUCCAGUACUGUUGGAGAUACCAUUAAUAUUGGUAAGAUCUUGUCUUAGUGGAUUCUAUUGAAUUACGUACGUCACUAACUUCAGAUCGAUCGGAUACCAAGCUAGCACUGCUUUCUCUUUGUUUUCCGAACUUUGUAUAAAUGUCAUGUUAUUAUUUAAAUAGAUGUAACAGAUAACAAUACUUUUGCA